Molecule: messenger RNA, 975 nt
Organism: Salvia hispanica
Lineage: Eukaryota; Viridiplantae; Streptophyta; Magnoliopsida; Lamiales; Lamiaceae
Molecular function (GO): catalytic activity
Source: RefSeq, a predicted model, not a curated record
AUGCUUGGAUUCCCUUGCUCUCAUCGAGUGGAAGUUGCUGGUUUUUCCGGAGGAAUUUGGAUUUGCUGGAAAGACUUUCUCUCCGUAGAGCUAGUGUACAAUCAUCGGCAAUUUAUUCAUUGUAGAGUGAAAAGAGGAAACAGCCCGAGCUCGAUGUUUGUCACGUUUGUGUAUGGCAGCCCACAACGAGCUUGUCGUCGUGUGCUUUGGAAGUAUCUUGGGCUGAUCGCAGACACGGUUAGUGAGCCAUGGAUUUUGGCUGGGGACUUUAACGCAAUGUUGAAUAGUGAUGAGAAACAAGGAGGUUCAUCUCCUAGAUCGAGUGUGUGUGCUUUAUUUCAAAAUUUUAUUUUUGAUUAUAGUCUACGUGACAUGGGGUUUAGAGGGCCUCGGUUCACUUGGGCUCGGGGAAGAUUGUUGGAGCGGCUUGAUAGGGUGCUCUGUAAUAUGCAUUUUGACCCCAAUAUUUCAGAAGCCACGGUUUUUCACUUGGCAAAAAUGAAGUCAGAUCAUAGGCCGUUGCUGGUGGUGAUUGGAAGAGUGGAUGAGCAACAAACUGCAAGGCCCUUUCGCUUCUUCAAGGGAUGGUUAGAGCAUGAGGAGUUUGGGCAGUUGGUGAGAGAUAAUUGGGUGGAUCAGGGAUCGAUGGCUGCAACCAUGACUGGGUUAGCAGAGGCAGUAAAGCUUUGGAACCAAAACACUUUUGGAAGCAUUGGGAGGCGCAAGAAACAAAUAAUGGCUCGGUUAAAUGGAAUCCAGAAGGCAUUAGAAACACAUACUACCAGGAACUUGGUAAGGCUUGAUGGUGAGCUCAGACAAGAAUUAGAGGCAAUUCUAGACCAAGAGGAAUUGGUGUGGAAGUUAAAGUCCCGUACGGAAUGGUUAGCUCUUGGCGAUAGAAACACGAGCUAUUUUCAUAAGAAAACUAUGAUGCGACGAAAGAAGAAUCAGAUAGAUAGAGGCUUUAAAACUUGA